Prorocentrum cordatum is the source of this 830-nucleotide messenger RNA. The record is from the annotation of a GenBank genome assembly. Lineage: Eukaryota; Dinophyceae; Prorocentrales; Prorocentraceae.
GAUGGGUGGAACGAGGCCGCUGCCUUCCGAGGCGGCGUUGCCGCGGCGCCGCCCGUUACCGCCAACGCGCAGCAGGCGGCAGCAGCGGUGGCGGCGACCAACAGGCUCGACCUGGAAGACUUGUACGACCUGGAUUGGUGUUUGGGCGUGGUGGCUUGUAUGGAGCGUUCCGCACUAAACUACGAGGACAAGAUCAUUGAUCGCAGCCUCGAGUCGACUGCGCUGAUUGCUGUGAUGAGCAUGCUGAGCGUAAGCGUUAGGAUCGAGGCGCCCGCGGGCGGCGCAGCUUCGCCCGCCGAAGUGCCGGAGGAAGGCAAGAGCAGUUGCCACAGCAAGUUCGGCUUCGACGGCGACGAAUCUCCAGGCGCUGGCGGCCAGCUGGCGGAGUGCGAUGCGCGGGUGGAGGAUGCCAAGAAGGGUCGCGAGGGCCUCGCCCAGUCAUUGAAGGAGACGGCCACCAAUGACGACUUCAAAGCGGACGUGGGGAGCACGGAGGGCCAGGAGAAGACCGCGACCACGAAAUCCAGCACCGUCGCCGUCGCCGAGGCCCUCGGCGAAGUCCGCGAGCUCAUGGCUGCCGGCAUGGGCCCCGAGGCCUCGCGGGCAGAUUCUCAAGGCGCCGGUCUCUGCGCGCGAGUCGAUGCGGAGGUCAUCGGCGGGAUGGGCUCGCAGUUGAUGGGCAACCAGUUUAUUCUUUCCACCAGCUGCUUGGAACGCCGCGCAUGCCUGAGCCGCGAGGCCGGCUGGAUGGAGCGCCGCGCGUGCCCGAGCCGCGAGUGCGUCUACGCCGGCUGGGUGGAGCGCCGCGCGUGCCUGAGCCACGGGGCUCG